CAUAAAUAUUUCAGAUAUAAACGAAUAUAUUUAGUAAUAUUAAGCCGCUUCUUCAGAUUAAAAAUGCGUGGAAUUUCUAAUUCGUGUUAAAUACGAGGGUGAAUAUAAUCUAGGGGUCGUGAAGAUGAUAUUAUCAAACCAAACUUUCGAAUAUUUCAUGACAAGCUUUUAUGCUCUGUAAUAUUGCUAAUAAGACUGAAAUAAGCAUUAAAAUUAGUUUGGAAUUGAUCAAAUUCGAGUCUAAUAUACACGCGUGAAAUGGAGGUAUUGAUUUCGACGUCAACCGGAGAAACAUUUCACAUCCACGAGUGAAACAGUCAGUAUUUACCAAACACUUGUAUUAUCUACCGACGAUCUAAACAGACAUUAUAGCGAUCGUCAGUCCAACAACAACAGCCAACCGAGAUGGUCGCAUUACUUCUACCGAGCUUUAUUUCAUUCAUCAUAUUCGCUGGAGCGACAGCCAGCCAAUGGAGCUACCUCAGAGCGGUAGCCAGUAAAUGGAGCUAUUCCACAAAAGAUAACUGGGAUGAGGAAUAUCCGAAAUACUGCGCUGGCUAUCGCCAGUCGCCCAUCAAUAUCCCGACGCGGGAAACCUCCUGGAAGUGGCUGGGCACUUUGCUGCCUCUGAAAUUCAGUGGCUACGACGUGGAACCUACGUCCAUGACGGCUGAAAACAACUUCCACACUCUUUCAGUUACUCCUGCGUACUUGAGGAAGCCUCGCAUAUUUAGCGGCGGGCUCUCAUCCCCAUACGAGCUUCUGAACUUCCACUUCCACUGGGGGUCUGACGAGACCAAGGGAUCUGAACAUACCAUAAAUACUGUGCAGUACCCUCUGGAGCUCCACCUCGUGCACAAGUUAGUAGGCCAGACGGUGGACGAUGCUCUCGAAACAAGUCAAGGCCUGGCGGUACUAGGAAUCUUUUUUGAACUUUCUAGUACCGACAAUCCUGCCCUGACCCGGUUACUAAAUAUCACCUCUAAACUCACCACAGAAAACAAUUACACGGCGAAUGUGCCGAAGCCUAACGCCCUGUCGUCGCUGCUCCCCGACGACCUGAGCAGUUAUUACCGCUACGAAGGCAGCCUCACGACGCCCGUGUGUCGUGAGGUCGUCGUGUGGACGGUCUUCAAGCAGCCUUUGCCGGUCUCCAAGUCUCAGCUGGAAAAACUUCGGUCUUUGAAAGACAUUAAUGGGGAACCAGUACAGGACAACUACCGCAACCCUCUGCCCCUGAACGGCCGAAGAGUGUACCGAUCAUGGCUGUAGCUGGCCGUUGCCAUCGGACGAGAGGACCGAAUUUUGCGGACCAACCAGCAACGGACCGAGCUGGUCGUAGCUGGUCGGACGAGCGGCUCAGAAGAUGACUUGACCGAUAUUUACCAUUCCAUGCACGCGAGUUACUAUAAAAAGCUAAUAAAAAAUAAAUAAAUAAUAUUAAUGUAUUACACACGCUAUUUUGAUAGAUUUUGCUUAUGGAAAAAAUUCAAAAAGUACGCAUUGAAUGAUGGAAACGACGAAUUCCCGUUAUAGUGCAGGUACUGCCAAGAUCGACUUCGAUAGCAAAAAUGAUUUUUAUAUCUCACUCUUAUUAAAUUGAUUAUACGCCUUAAGAAAUGCCCCAAAUCUGACCAACUUACUUCCGGAAUGAAUUUUAAAACGUAAACUUCUACAUUAUCGGCUUGAAAUCCAAUUUAAGGAAAACUUGUUACUAUAAAUCGAUUUUGAAUUUUUUUCUUAAUAUGGCACCUUGGGUUUGUAGUUGAGCUCAGUUUGCUCAUAAAUAAUUAUUAUUCAAAAGAUUUAUCUAUGAUUUUUCAGUAUUAACUCGUGUCUUGUUCAAGUGUGUAAGUUUAUAAUGUUUUUCUUUUCUCCUUCAAUUGUUGACGUGCGAUAGCAGCAUUUCAUUGACUGGUCGAACUAAUUUGAUGUCGUACUUGAUGAAGUUCUGACAAUUGUUAGAGCUUGCAUUCUCUAACAAUUGUCACGACAUGACAUUUUGUAAAUGAUUUCAAUUUAUGAUCACGAUAUAUAACUUUAUUGUUGAAACAUUAAUUGUAAGAAAUGCUGUCAGAGGCGUUGACUUUGUUCUGCACUUAAAAAUCAUGUUGAGCAAAUAAAAAAUAAAAAUAAAAAACCUAGC
This is a messenger RNA of Hyalella azteca, 2146 nucleotides long. Its product is annotated as putative carbonic anhydrase 3. The record is from RefSeq and is a predicted model, not a curated record. Gene Ontology annotation, cellular component: plasma membrane. Gene Ontology annotation, molecular function: carbonate dehydratase activity; zinc ion binding. The transcript has 9 exons. Bases 406 to 1272 code for a protein of 288 amino acids. Lineage: Eukaryota; Metazoa; Arthropoda; Malacostraca; Amphipoda; Hyalellidae.